GCCUUUCGCUGGCAACGAUGUUUUGUGUACGCGGUUGACAUUGACAACUCGUUUGGAUAAUUUUGGGUAAAACCCUCUUAUGUUUGUUUGCAAUGUUGAAGUUCAAGUAUGGAGGACACAGUAGCGUUAAAGAUUUGGUCUCGGUGGAUCCCAUCACGAGCCGCUGCUCGCGACUUAACCAGCUGUUACAGGGGAAGAGCGGUGUGUACGGAUCUGCUGGAGUGAGUGGGCUGACGAGAGAAGGCCUGCUGGAUGCUCUCGUACUGUUGUAUCAGGAGUGCACCUCUUCUGAGCUCAUGAAGAUCAAACAUGUGGCCAACUUUGUCCACAAAUUCUCUGAAAUUGUCACAGAGCUCCAGGAGCUGCAGCCAGGGAAGAGGGAUUUUGAGGUGAGGGGAAUUGUGGGGCGCGGACGGUUCGCUGAAGUGCAGGUGGUUAAAGAGAAGGCCACAGGAGACGUGUACGCUAUGAAGGUCAUGGAGAAGAACUACCUUCGCGCUCAGGAAAAGGUGGCGUUCUAUGAGGAGGAGCGGGCCAUCCUGGCUCUCAGCAGCAGCCCUUGGAUUCCACAGCUGCAGCACGCCUUUCAAGAUCAGGAUAACGUCUACCUGGUGAUGGAGUACCUCCCAGGAGGGGAUCUCAUGGCACUGCUGAACAGAUACGAGGACCAGUUUGACGAGCCAAUGGCUCAGUUUUACCUGGCAGAGCUGGUGCAGGCCAUAAACACUGUUCACCAGAUGGGAUAUGUGCACAGAGAUAUAAAGCCAGAGAAUGUUCUUAUUGACCGUACAGGACACAUUAAGUUGGCAGACUUUGGUUCCGCUGCUAAACUGACUCCCAAUAAAACGGUGGGCUCCUGCAGGCUUCCUGUGGGCACUCAGGAUUUCCUGAGCCCGGAGGUCCUCUCCUCCCUGAAUGGGGGCCAUCAGAGCAGCUAUGGUCCCGAGUGCGACUGGUGGUCUCUGGGUGUCAUCGCCUACGAAAUGAUCUAUAUGAAGUCGCCUUUCACCGAUGGCACGUCAGCCAGAACCAUCAACAACAUCCUGAACUUCCAGCGCUACCUCAAGUUCCCAGAGGAACCCACGGCCAGCUCGCAGUUUGUGGACCUGGUGCAGAGCUUGCUGUGCGGGGCUCGGGAGCGGCUGGGCUACGAGGGCCUGCGCUCACACCCCUUCUUCUCCAGCGUAGAUUGGAGCGGCCUCAGGCACGCCGUCCCUCCCUUCGUUCCCGCGCUCCGUGCUGAAGAUGACACGUCUAAUUUCGAGGAGCCGGAAAGGGCCCCUCGGCGUGCGCCCGCUGCCCAGCGAGAGCUCCCGCGCCCGGGCUUCCAGGGGCAAGACUUGCCCUUUUUAGGCUGGUUCUUCAGCCGGGCCCUAACUGCACUGGCCAAAUCGGAUUCAGUGGCGGCAGGCCUCAACUCUCCUGCCAAGACCAACUCCAUGGAAAAAAAACUACACCUCAAAAGUAAAGAACUACAAGAUACCCAAGACAAAUGUCACAAGAUGGAGCAGGAGAUCUCGCGCUUCCAGCGUAAGAUGAGCGACCUGGAGUCGGUGCUCCAGCAGAAGGACGUGGAGCUCAAGGCCUCCGAGACACAGCGGAGCAUCCUGGAGCAGGACCUUGCCACCUACAUCACAGAGUGCAGUAGUCUGAAGCGCAGCCUGGAGCAAGCUCGUGUGGAAGUCUCUCAGGAGGACGACAAGGCCCUGCAGCUGCUCCACGACAUCCGAGAGCAGAGCAACAAGCUGCAGGAGAUCAAAGAGCAGGAGUACCAUGCCCAGCUGGAGGAGAUGCAGGUAACCAUCAGGCAGCUGGAGGAGGACUUGUCAGCCGCCCGUCGGCGUAGCGACCUGUAUGAGACCGAGCUCCGAGAAUCCCGCCAAACUAGUGAGGAGCUCAAGAGGAAGGCUGUAGACUACCAGCAGAGGAUCCAGAAGGCCAAAGAGCAGGGCAAGGCGGAAGCGGAGGAGCUGCUCACUAAACUGGAGAAGACCAAUGCUGAGCAGCAGCUGAAGGUCCAGGAGCUGCAGGAUAAGCUGUCCAAGGCUGUGAAGGCGAGCACGGAGGCAACAGAACUGCUACAGAACAUCCGCCAAGCCAAAGAACGUCUGGAGCGGGAGCUGGAACGCCUGCGCAGCAAAUCCGACCCCAGCGACACCCUAAGGAGACGCCUGCGUGAAACCGAGGAGGGCAGAAAGACGCUAGAGAACCAGGUGAAGAGGCUAGAGAUGGUGGAGCGCAGAGAGAAUAAACUGAAGGACGACAUCCAGACCAAGUCCCAGCAGAUCCAGCAGAUGGCUGAGAAGAUCUCGGAGCUAGAGGAGAACCUGAGGGAGACUCAGGCUACAGCUCAGAGGAUGGAGGCCCACCUAGUUCAGAAGGAAAGACUUUACGAGGACAAGAUCAAGGUGCUGGAAGCUCAGAUGAAGGCGGAUCUAGCUGACAAGGACGUACUGGAGACAAAGCGUGCUCAGCACGAGGAGGAGGCGCGUGAGAAGUGCAAACUCCUCAGCGAGCAGAAAGCUACCAUCAAUGCCAUGGAGAAUAAGAUGAAAAGUCUGGAGCAGCGCAUUGCUGAGCUUUCAGAGGCCAACAAACUAGCAGCCAACAGCAGCAUCUACACCCAGAAAAACAUGAAAGCCCAGGAGGAGAUGAUCUCAGAGCUGCGUCAGCAGAAGUUCUACCUGGAGUCACAGGCAGGGAAACUGGAGGCCCAGAACGCCAAGCUGGAGGAGCACCUGGAGAAGAUGAGUCAACAAGAACAGAGCAAGAAGAGCCGCCUGAUUGAACUGGAGACCAGGCUCCGAGAGAUGGGCCUGGAGCAUGAAGAACAGAAGCUGGAGCUGAAGAGGCAGGUGACAGAGCUGACCCUGUCUCUGCAGGAGAGAGAGUCUCAGAUCAGCAGCCUGCAGGCAGCGCGCCACGCUCUGGAGAGCCAACUGCAGCAGGCCAAGACUGAGCUGGAGGAGACCACAGCAGAAGCCGAGGAGGAGAUCACCGCUCUUCGAGCUCACAGAGAUGAGAUUCAGCGCAAGUUUGAUGCACUGAGGGACAGCUGCUCGGUGAUCACAGACCUGGAGGAGCAGCUGACCCAGCUCACGCAAGAGAACGCCGAGCUGAACCAGCAGAACUUCUACCUGUCCAAGCAGCUGGAUGCCGUGACAGACGAGAGUGAGGAGAGACUGCAGCUGGGCCAGGACGUGGACCGCCUGCGCCGCGAGGUGGCCGACAGGGAGAUGCAUCUCAACAACCAGAAACAGAACAUCGAGACGCUGAAGACCACGUGCAGCAUGCUGGAGGAGCAGGUGGUGGAGCUGGAGACGCUGAACGACGAGCUGCUGGAGAAGGAGCGUCAGUGGGAGGGCUGGAGGAGCGGCCUGGAGGAUGAGAAGGCGCAGGCGGAGCGCCGCACGCGCGACCUACAGAGGCUGCUCGACGGCGAGAAGCAGAACCGGCUGCGCGCCGACCAACGCAGCUCAGAGUCACGGCAGGCCGUGGAGCUGGCCGUACGUGAGCACAAGGCCGAGAUCCUCGCCCUUCAACAGGCGCUAAAGGAGCAGAGGCUCAAGGCUGAAAGCCUGUCCGACACGCUGAAUGAUCUGGAGAAGAAGCAUGCCAUGUUGGAGAUGAAUGCUCGCAGCCUCCAGCAGAAACUCGAGACUGAGAGAGAACUCAAACAGAGGCUUAUGGAGGAACAAGGGAAGCUGCAGCAGCAGAUGGACCUCCAGAAGACCCACAUCUUCAGACUGACUCAGGGCCUGCAGGACGCACUGGACCAGACAGACCUGCUCAAGACCGAGAGAACCGACCUGGAAUACCAGCUCGAGAACAUCCAGGCCGUGUACUCUCACGAGAAGGUGAAAAUGGAGGGCACGAUCUCCCAGCAGACCAAACUUAUCGAUUUCCUGCAGGCCAAGAUGGACCAGCCCACUAAGAAAAAGAAGGGCAUUUUCGGGCGCAGGCGAGACGAGCUGGGCGCUAGCGGCAAUGGAGCGGUGGGCAUGGCUCAGAGCCAGCCGGCCGUGCCCAUGCAGUACAGCGACAUGAAGGCGGCCCUGGAGAAGGAGCGGGCUCGCUGCUCUGAGCUGGAGGAAGCGCUGCAGAAGAUGAGGAUAGAACUGCGCUCGCUACGAGAAGAAGCAGCUCAUUUUAAGGCGCAGGAGCACGUGCCCCCCUCCACCCCAGCCUCCGCCCGUCACCAGAUCCUCAUGUCGGCCAUCGUGAAGUCGCCCGAGCGGCAGCCCAACAUCAGCAGCCUCCUGAACCCGGCCAGCUCCGCCCGCCGCAAGGAGUCCUCCACCCCCGAGGAGAAGAGGAGGGUUACAUUUGAAAAGUACGGGCGGAGGGCGGUGAAGGAGAGGAUGCACCAUAACAUCCCUCACCGCUUCACCGUGGGCCUCAACAUGAGAGCGGCCAAGUGUGCCGUCUGCCUGGACACCGUGCACUUUGGCCGCCAGGCUGCCACCUGCCUGGAGUGUCACACACUGUGCCAUCCCAAGUGCUCUCCAUGCCUCCCGGCUACAUGUGGCCUGCCUCCUGAGUAUGCCACCCACUUUUCCGAGGCCCUGUGCCGGGACAAGGCCAACUCGCCAGCCCUGCAGGUCAAAGAGGCCUCGGGCCAUGUGCGCCUGGAGGGCUGGAUGAAGCAGCCCAGGAACGGCAAGCGCGGCCAGCAGGGCUGGGAGAGCAAGUACGUGGUCCUGGAUGGAACCAAAGUGUCCAUCUACGAGUCUGAACCCAGAGAAGAUUCAGUGAAGCCACAGGAGGAGUUCGAGCUGUGUUUGCCUGAUGGAGAGGUGACAGUGCAUGGAGCAGUCGGGGCUUCAGAACUCAUUAACACUGCAAAGUCAGAUAUCCCGUACGUGCUGAAGCUGGAGUCCCAUCCCCACACUACUUGUUGGCCUGGUCAGUCUCUCUACUUCAUGGCUCCUAGUUUCCCUGAUAAGCAGCGCUGGGUAGCUGUGCUGGAGUCUGUGGUAGCUGGCAGCAGGGGCUCCCGCGAGAAAACGGAGUCCGACGCAGCAGGUGUAGCUAAACGACAGAAGACUCUCUCGCCUCUGGUGCAGAAACUGUUGGGGAACUCUUUGUUGAAGCUGGAGGGUGAUGACCGGUUGGAUAUCAACUGUACUUUACCCCUGACUGAUCAGAUCGUGAUGGUGGGUUCAGAGGAAGGUCUGUACGCACUGAACGUUAUAAAAAACUCUCUGACUCACAUUCCGGGCCUGACGGCAGUCUUCCAGAUCCAGAUCCUCAAAGAGCUCGACAAACUGCUCAUGAUCACAGGAGAGGAGCGUGCCCUGUGUCUGGUAGACAUUAAACGAGUGAAGCAGUCUCUGUCCCAGGCUCACCUGCCCGCUCAGCCAGAGCUCAGCCCCUACAUCUUUGAGGCAGUCAAGGGGUGCCAUCUCUUUGCCUCCGGAAAGAUUGAGAACGGCAUGUGCAUCUGUGCCGCGAUGCCCAACAAAAUCACCAUCCUGCGCUACAAUGACAGCCUCAGCAAGUUCUGCAUCAGGAAAGAGAUCGAGACCUCAGAGCCCUGUAGCUGUAUCCACUUCACAGGUUACAGCAUCAUCAUCGGCACCAACAAGUUCUACGAGAUCGAGAUGAAGCAGUAUGUGCUAGAGGAGUUCCUGGAUAAGAAUGACGUGACGCUGGCCUCGGCCGUGUUCGCCGCUUCCUCCCACAGCUUCCCCAUCUCUAUCAUCCAGGUGUCUUGCUCUCCGCAGAAAGACGAGUACCUGCUCUGCUUCCACGAGUUUGGAGUGUUUGUGGACGCGUAUGGCCGCAGGAGUCGCAGUGAUGAUAUCAAAUGGAGCAGGCUACCUCUGUCCUUUGCAUACAGAGAGCCCUACUUGUUUGUGACUUAUUUCAACUCUCUGGAUGUGAUUGAGGUUCAGAGCCACUCUGCCCUGGGGCCUCACGCCUACGCCCACCUGGACAUCCCCAACCCGCGGUACCUGGGUCCGGCCAUCUCAUCUGGCGCAGUCUAUCUGGCUUCGUCCUACCAAAACAAGCUUAGGGUGAUCUGCUGCAAGGGCAACCUGGUCCAGGAGGGCUCCUCCUCUGAGCCACAGAGGAACGGCUCCACUCGCAGCCCUAACAAGCGUGGCCCUCCCUCCUACAAUGAGCACAUUUCUAAACGUCUGGCCGCCGGGCCCAUGUCCCAGGAAUCUUUGCACCAACCCGGCACGCCCCACCGCUACCGCGAAGCCCGCACCGAGUUCCGCAGAGACAAGUCGCCCUCCCGCCCACUCGAGAGGGAGAAGUCGCCCGGCCGCCUGGUGGAGCAGAGGCUGGAGCGCUCGCCCGGCCGGGCUAUGGACCCCCGGCUGGACCGCUCACCCGGCCGGGUGAUGGAUCUGCGCAGGGAGAGGUCGCCUGGCCGGGCGUUCGAGGAGCCCCGCCAGAGGCUGCACACAAGUUCGGCACGCACGCCAAUCAGUGGGGUUAAUAAGGUAUGGGAUCAGUCAUCCGUGUGA
Messenger RNA from Electrophorus electricus (electric eel), 6479 nucleotides. It is a transcript of the gene cita, whose product is annotated as citron rho-interacting serine/threonine kinase a. Gene Ontology annotation, molecular function: ATP binding; protein serine/threonine kinase activity. Lineage: Eukaryota; Metazoa; Chordata; Actinopteri; Gymnotiformes; Gymnotidae. The record is from RefSeq and is a predicted model, not a curated record. Gene Ontology annotation, biological process: protein phosphorylation; mitotic cytokinesis.